Ananas comosus (pineapple) is the source of this 2460-nucleotide messenger RNA. Its product is annotated as auxin efflux carrier component 3a-like. The record is from RefSeq and is a predicted model, not a curated record. NCBI's taxonomy places the organism in Eukaryota, Viridiplantae, Streptophyta, Magnoliopsida, Poales, Bromeliaceae. Gene Ontology annotation, molecular function: auxin efflux transmembrane transporter activity. Gene Ontology annotation, biological process: auxin export across the plasma membrane; auxin polar transport. Bases 197 to 2122 code for a protein of 641 amino acids. Gene Ontology annotation, cellular component: endoplasmic reticulum; plasma membrane. The transcript is spliced from 6 exons.
AAGAACUAGAAAGAAACUUAAUUAUUACAAACCACCUCAUUACUGAUACACACACUCUCACCACUACUCCCAGAACCAGUCCUAUGGAGAAGCAGUUGUUACUGAUCUCCGAAAAUUAAGCAGGAACGACUCGUACAAAUUAAAGCGCUUUCGUCCGCACCGUGCCCCCGGGGCGAGGGGGAGGGGGAGGGGGAGGAUGAUCUCGUGGCACGAUCUGUACACGGUGCUGGCGGCGGUGGUGCCACUGUACGUGGCGAUGAUCCUGGCGUACGGGUCGGUGCGGUGGUGGGGGAUCUUCUCCCCGGACCAGUGCUCCGGGAUCAACCGAUUCGUCGCCAUCUUCGCCGUCCCCCUCCUAUCCUUCCACUUCAUCUCCACCAACGACCCCUACGCCAUGAACCUCCGCUUCGUUGCCGCCGACACCCUCCAGAAGCUCCUCGUCCUCGCCGCGCUCCUCGCAUGGUCACCCUCCGCAGCUGCGUCGUCCCUCGACUGGUCCAUCACCCUCUUCUCCCUCUCCACGCUCCCCAACACCCUCGUCAUGGGGAUCCCCCUCCUCAUCGCCAUGUACGGGCCCUACUCCGGCUCCCUCAUGGUGCAGAUCGUCGUGCUCCAGUGCAUCAUCUGGUACACGCUCCUCCUCUUCCUCUUCGAGUACCGCGCCGCGCGCCUCCUCAUCGCCGACCAGUUCCCGGACACCGCCGCCUCGAUCGUCUCCUUCCGGAUCGACCCCGACGUGGUCUCGCUCGACGCCUCCGCGCUGGGGGGCGGGGCGGGGGCGGGGGCGGGGGCCGGGGAGAGGGCGAUCGAGACCGACGCCGAGGUCGCCGCCGACGGGAAAAUCCGCGUCACGCUGCGCCGGUCCUCGGCGUCGCGGCGCUCGCUCUCGCUCGUGACCCCGCGCCCCUCCAACCUCACCGGCGCCGAGAUCUACUCGCUCAGCUCCUCCCGCAACCCCACCCCGCGCGGCUCCAACUUCAACCACGCCGACUUCUUCGCCAUGGUCGGCGGCGCCCCCCCGCCGCCGCUCCGCCACUCCAGCUUCGGCGCCGCCGACGUGUUCUCCCGCGGCCCCACCCCGCGCCCCUCCAACUUCGACGAGCUCCCCCCCGACGCCACGGCCCCGGCGAGGAAGCCCCAUGCUCCGGCGCCACCUCCGCCGCCCCCGCCGCCGCCGCCGCCGCCGCACCACCACCAGAGAGGGGCGUCGCACCACGACGCGAAGGAGCUCCACAUGUUCGUGUGGAGCUCGAGCGCGUCGCCCGUUUCCGAGGUCGGGGGCCUCCACGUGUUCGGCUCCGCCGACCUCGCCGGCGCCCUCCCCGACCACGGCGCCAAGGAGAUCCGCAUGCUCGUCCCCGCCGACCUCCCCGCCAAGGGGUCGGGGAUACCGGGGGGAGAGGAUUGCGAAGGGCGGAGAGGAGGAGGAGGAGGAGGAGGAGGAGUGGGGGAGGGGUUUAGCUUCGGAGCGGGGAAGGGGCUGGAGGAGGAGGAGAUGGAGGAAGGGGCGAUGGGGCCCGAGGAGCUGUCGAAGCUGGGGUCGAGCUCCACGGCGGAGCUCCACCCGAAGGGCGCCGGAGGGCCGCCGGAUGAGGGGCGGGCCACCCCGCACCAGAUGCCCCCCGCGAGCGUCAUGACACGUCUCAUCCUCAUCAUGGUGUGGCGCAAGCUCAUCCGCAACCCCAACACCUACUCCAGCCUCAUCGGCCUCAUCUGGUCCCUCGUCGCCUUCAGGUGGCAUAUCGCUAUGCCGAAGAUAGUCGAGAAGUCCAUCUCGAUUCUAUCCGACGCAGGACUCGGCAUGGCCAUGUUUAGCUUAGGGCUAUUUAUGGCGUUACAGCCGAAGAUCAUCGCGUGCGGCAACAGCGUGGCGACGUUCGCCAUGGCCGUUAGAUUCCUCACCGGCCCGGCCGUUAUGGCGGCCGCGUCCAUCGCCGUGGGGCUGCGCGGGACCCUCCUCCACGUGGCGAUCGUGCAGGCGGCUCUUCCACAAGGCAUAGUUCCCUUCGUUUUCGCCAAGGAGUAUAAUGUCCACCCCACCAUUCUCAGUACCGCAGUUAUUUUCGGAAUGUUGAUAGCUCUUCCGAUCACACUGGUCUACUACAUUAUCCUUGGACUAUGACGACAUUAACAGAGAAGUCACAAACUUACAGCAAUAUGGGAAAAAUCCGUUAGAACGUAACAGAAGUAGCCAUCCAGAUUGAGACAAUCGAGUUGACGAGCAAGUGAACUACGCGUUCAAAGGCGGAUUGUUUGAAGGAGCUAAAAAGCAAUGCCAAGUGAUUCGAUUUGGAGAGAGAGAGAGAGAGAGAGAGAGAGAGAGAGAGGAGAUAAAAAGUUUUUGUAUUUAUUUUUAUUUCGAAUAGAACUCGUUUUUUCCAGUGAAAGAGGAGCCUCUUCUUGUUAAUUACAAUUUUCUUUCUAUCAAUAUACUUAGUGGAAAAUUUGGACCGAUCAAAA